AUUAGAAACGUACGUCGUAAGGGGGUGGGAGUUUGUCCGAGCGGAACCUGAAGGCAUCGCAGUCUGCCUCGAGCCAUCAGCUCGCGACGUCGGAGCUCCCGUUGGAUUUUUAUUUUUGAACCCUCCGACGCUGCGGGCUUUUCUAAACGACAAAGCGGAUUCUCUGACCUCGUUUUGGGGGGAAAGCCUCCGGAAGAAGACAGCGGGAGUGGCCGUGAUCCACAAAACGGGGUUCAGGGAGAAAACACUUCAGGACCAUGGUGGUUCCAUAUGAAGGCCAGUCCUUCUCUGCACUGAGAAAGCGCUGCCAGCAGAAGGAAUGUCUGUUCGAGGAUCCUCUGUUCCCGGCGUCGGAUAAGUCUCUGUUCUAUGAGAGAAACCGCGUCGGCCAAGUUGUGUGGAAAAGGCCUGGGGAGCUGAGCAGCGACCCCCAUCUGUUUGUGGAUGGCAUCAGCGCGCACGACUUGCACCAAGGCCAGCUGGGAAACUGCUGGUUUGUGGCUGCCUGCUCCAGCCUGGCCUCCAGAGAAGCUCUGUGGCAGAAGGUGAUUCCAGACUGGAAGGACCAGGAAUGGGAUAAGGAAAAUCCACAGUCCUAUGCUGGGAUUUUCCACUUCCGUUUCUGGCGGUUUGGCGACUGGGUGGAUGUGGUGAUUGACGACCGCCUUCCCACUGUGAACGGAGAGCUCUUGUACGGUCACUCCAACGACCACAAUGAGUUCUGGAGCGCUCUGGUGGAGAAGGCUUACGCCAAGAUGUUUGGAUGCUACGAGGCUCUGGACGGAGGGAACACCGCCGACGCUCUGGUGGAUUUCACUGGAGGAGUGUCCGAACCGAUAGAUCUGUUAGAGAACGGCCACAAAGAGGAUGAGGAGAAGCGGGACGAGCUGUUCGAGAGAGUCCUGAAAGUGCACAACAGAGGAGGCCUCAUCAGCUGCUCCAUCCGGGCAGCCAGUGCAGCGGACAUGGAGGCCCGGCUGGGCUGUGGGUUGGUGAAGGGCCAUGCGUACGCCGUGACAGAGGUGCGGCGGGUCAGGCUGGGCCACGGCCUGCUGGCCUUCUUCAAGUCGGACAAACUCUCCAUGAUCCGUAUGAGGAAUCCGUGGGGGCAGCGAGAGUGGAACGGGCCCUGGAGUGACAGCUCUGAAGAGUGGAAGAAGGUCAGCAAAAGUGAAAGAGAGAAGAUGGGCGUCACAGUGCAGGACGAUGGAGAGUUCUGGAUGACGUUUGAUGACUUCCUCACUAACUUCACAGACCUCAUUCUCUGUCGUCUCAUCAACACGUCUUACCUGAGCCUUCACAAAACCUGGGAGGAGGUGGUCAUCCGUGGCUUCUGGCGCCGCCACGAUGAACCGUUGCGUAACCGAGCUGGUGGCUGCUCCAACAACAAACACUCCCACUUUCAGAAUCCACAGUACGUGUUUGACGUGACCAAACCUGAGGAUGAGGUUCUGAUCUGCCUGCAGCAGAAAGACCGCAGAGCCACGCUGAAGGAAGGACGAGGAGAAAACCUGCCCAUCGGCUUCGACAUUCAGAGAGUGGAGCUGAACAGGGUCUACCGAAUGCAUGCUGCCCAGCAGAAAAUUGGAGGCAGCAUCUACAUCAACUCCAGGGCCGUGUUCCUGCGCAUCGACCUCAAAAAGGGCCGAUACGUCAUCAUCCCCACAACCUUUGAAGCUGGCCUGGAAGGAGAGUUUCUGCUCCGCGUUUUCACCGACGUUCCCUCAAACUGCAGGGAGCUGACUCUGGAUGAGCCUCGCCGGAGCUGCUGGUCUGGGCUGUGCGGGUAUCCAUCGCUGGUCACGCAGGUCUACGUGCAGCAGGCUAACGGACUCGCAGGACAGGACUCGGACAGAGUGUCAGAUCCGUACGUGAUCAUCCGCUGCGAAGGACAGGAAGUUCGCUCUGACGUCCACAAAGACACCUGCAGCCCCGUCUUUGACACCAAGGCUGUGUUCUACAGGAAGAAAUCCAACCAGCCCGUCACUGUGGAGAUCUACAACCACAACGUGUUCAAGGACUCCUUCCUGGGCAGAGUGACGCUGCCUGCUGAAGAGGGGACGCUCCAGAAGACCCUGCACCUGAAGAACAAGGGCGACCGCCAAGACAACGACCUCCCCGGUACCAUCACUCUGUCCAUCGAGACCAGCUCGGUGCUGACCAACAUCUGAGCCACUAAAACCUUUAAAAACCAACAUGGCCUCCUUCGCCUCUGGCUGUAAAUAUUCACAUUUAUCCAGCGAGAACCUGCGGAGAACUCUGUUUACAGAAGCAUCUAAAUAUACCCAAACCACAAAUUCAUAAUCGUCUUAACUCUAUUGUUUACAUGAAAAGUAUUUCUUCUCCCGUUUACUGUUUUAGCAGCUAAUUUACUAUUUUACUCCAAUGCAAUGUCUUGUUUUUUUAUACAUCAUAUUUCACUUUUUUAAGUCUUCUUCAUAGAUAGAACACUCCAUUUAAUUCAUGUGACAAUCCAACUGAGCCGUGACCCUCCUGACCGGGCGUGUGAAGCUCCUCCUCCUCCAUGAAGGUUUAUGUAAAUCACUCAGAAGACAUGGUAAAAAGCUUCAACAACCACUCACACCAAAUGUUAAGUUUACUGUCCAUCUCGAAGAUGGACAUUUGACUGAAACUGAAGCAGCAACACGUGUUUGCUCUGGUUUCAUUAUGAAGGAGCAGCACAUCUGCUGCUGUUCCUUUCAAAAUAAACUUGCAUACUAAAGCCAGAGCCAGUGUCACAUCCUCCAACCUGGUUUUAACUUCAUUCUUUUUUUCAAGUUUUUAAUAAAGGUUUAUUCUGCUGGAUCACUGGAGCUCUUUCUCUACCAGCAGAGGGCGCUAUCAUCCUGAUUUAUUUCUGUUUUGCCUCACAGUUUAAUUACUGUGAACAUCAGAUAUUAGCAUGAUCGCAUGUUACAACUUUUUCAAGUGUAAUUAUUUUGUUUUCCAUCAAUUUGUGAAAAUCUUACAAAUAUUUUUAAACUUUUUUCACUUCUGUGUUUAGAAUCUGUAUCAGUUCAAAUCAGAACCCUUUCCAGAAUGAGUUUGUCUCUCUAAAGUCUCGGCUUUGACUUGGUUUUUGCUGAACGUUGUAAAUGUCCUUCAGCUCGACUGAAAGAUUCACAUUGUCGGAUUUGGUGUCAAGUUUUCCUGAAAGAUCUGCUUGUGCCAAAUCUACGGCUUAUUGUAGCACAAAUAAACGAAGCAAAAGUA
Molecule: messenger RNA, 3213 nt
Organism: Oryzias melastigma (Indian medaka)
Lineage: Eukaryota; Metazoa; Chordata; Actinopteri; Beloniformes; Adrianichthyidae
Gene: capn5a
Product: calpain 5a
Exons: 13
Coding region: 258-2171 (637 amino acids)
Biological process (GO): proteolysis
Cellular component (GO): cytoplasm
Molecular function (GO): calcium-dependent cysteine-type endopeptidase activity
Source: RefSeq, a predicted model, not a curated record